AGGCGGCAGAGCUGCUGGCUACGGCGCGACGGCGAGCCCUCAGCGCCGGUGCCCAGAGCCGCGAGUGGGGCGAGGCCAGGCGGCAGAAGCAGAAGGCCGUCGAGAGCGAGGACUUCGCCAAAGCGGGCGAACUGAAGCGGAGGCAGGAUGCGCUGGAGGGUGCGGUCGACGUGGACGCCGAGCUCUGUCGGCUGGCGGAAAGCAAGCGCAAGGCCGCGGAGGAGGAGGACUUCGGCCUCGCCUCCGAACUCAAGACGCGCGAGCGGCACCUGCGAGAGGUGUUGGCCUCGCUGAGUACCUCCGCAGCGGAGACGGCCGCCGCGCUGAGCAGGGAGGCGCCGGCCCGGGCGCCGGCUCGGGCGUCUGGCCCGGGCGCUGGCUCGGGCGCCAGCCCGGGCGUCGGAAUCGGCCCAGGAGGCGGCAGCCUUGCUCAGGCCCCCGGCGCGCCUGCCCGAGGCGCUGCGAGCGGCGGCGGCGAGGCCAGCCCGUGGUGGAGGUCCUGCGCUGCUGGAGGCGGUCGCCGCUGACCUCGCGUCGGAGGUGCCCGCGCCAGGGCUCGCGGCGGGCCUCCCCUAACGGCGUGGCGGCGCAAUGCGCGCAGGGGGAAAGGGCGCUCCGAGCCGCGCAACCUCCGCCACAGUUCAAGGUUCCGUCCCAGACUUUGGGCGGAUGUUUUCGUCUUCC
Prorocentrum cordatum is the source of this 684-nucleotide messenger RNA. Lineage: Eukaryota; Dinophyceae; Prorocentrales; Prorocentraceae. The record is from the annotation of a GenBank genome assembly.